AUGACUUAUCUUUACCCAAGAGACCCGUGGAAUUUCAUCUUCCGACAGGCUUCUCUGACAGUUGGUGUGGGGAUGUUCAGCUUUUCCAGGUAUGGCAGGGACUUCUAUACCUCACACUAUGAAGGCAAAGUGAAGAAGCUCCACAAAAAAUCUUCCAGUGACUAUUCCAUUUUUGAUAACUAUUAUAUUCCUGAAAUCACUAGUGUUUUACUUCUGCGAUCCUGUAAGACUUUAACCCAUGAGAUUGGACAUAUAUUUGGACUGCGACACUGCCAGUGGCGUGCAUGCUUAAUGCAAGUCUCCAACCACUUGGAAGAAGCUGGCAGGCUCCCUCUAAACCUUUGCCCUAUCUGCUCAUGCAAGUUACAGUGUUCCAUUGGCUUCAGUAUUGUAGAAAGAUACAAGGCACUGGCAAGGUGGAUCGACGAUGAAUCCAUUGACACACCAAGAGCAACUCCAAAGCAUAGUCGUGAGAACAGUGUGAAUUUGCCAAAGCCCGUGGAAGCCUUUCAGGAAUGGAAACAGUGGAUAAUGAAAUGCCUUGCUGUACUCCAAAAAUAA
Molecule: messenger RNA, 561 nt
Organism: Fukomys damarensis (Damara mole-rat)
Lineage: Eukaryota; Metazoa; Chordata; Mammalia; Rodentia; Bathyergidae
Product: archaemetzincin-2-like
Exons: 1
Coding region: 1-561 (186 amino acids)
Biological process (GO): proteolysis
Molecular function (GO): metallopeptidase activity
Source: RefSeq, a predicted model, not a curated record